Messenger RNA from Pipistrellus kuhlii (Kuhl's pipistrelle), 1315 nucleotides. Its product is annotated as tumor necrosis factor receptor superfamily member 10B. The transcript has 8 exons. Gene Ontology annotation, cellular component: plasma membrane; cell surface. The record is from RefSeq and is a predicted model, not a curated record. The coding region runs from base 293 to 1315 and encodes 340 amino acids. Gene Ontology annotation, biological process: positive regulation of apoptotic process; TRAIL-activated apoptotic signaling pathway. NCBI's taxonomy places the organism in Eukaryota, Metazoa, Chordata, Mammalia, Chiroptera, Vespertilionidae. Gene Ontology annotation, molecular function: protein binding.
GAACAUGGCUGGGCUGCCACUUGCAUGUGCCCAAACUGGUUCUGGCUGUAUAUUCCACGCCGUCUCCUCCCUCUGGGAGCGGCCUCGCCUGCAGCCUGGCGCUCCUGCCUGACACCAGCGUGGUCCUGAGGGCGCCACUCCAGGGGCUCUCAGAGGGGGUGGGGGGUCUCUGGCUGGAUGGUGUCCCUUCCCCUGAGGAGCUCUGACCCUGCAGCCACAGCCCCUGAGAUCCCGGAAGGACUUCGAAGGUUGAGCAGGACACGGCUCUGUGCACCCUGCAGUGGGAGAGCGGAUGGGGCGCUGGCUGGGAGUUACCUGCGGCGAUACCGAGCCACCAGGUGAGCGCUCCAAUCCGGACCGCUCACUCCCGCCAGCAGCCAAUAGGAGGCGGGAGGGGCGGGGCCGGUGGGGCCCGAAGAGACGGAGAGCGCAGCGGGCGAUGGAGGAGCGCAAGUCGCCCCGGUCUCCUGUUCCGUUUGCCUGGCUGCUGUGGCCGCUGCUGCUCCUCCUCGGGGCGCAGGCGGCCAUGGCAGCCGGCGAGGAACCAGAUGACCCCAACCAGCGUGCAGUGAGGAGCCCCUCUGACGACCUCUGUGAGGCUGGCCACUACCUCACCGAGGACUGCUACAUGGGCCAGGCCAGAGGGUGCUGUCCGUGCCCCCCUGGGUCCUUCCUGAGCCACCCCAACAGGGAAGAGUCCUGCAUGCUGUGUGCCCGGUGCCGGGAAGAUCAGGAGAUGGUGAGUGACUGCACCCUGACACGGGACCGGCAGUGCCAGUGCAAGCCUGGGGAGUACUACUGCGACUCGGAGCACUGCCUGGAGGGCUGCUACCCCUGCACCAGCUGUCCCGGCGCCACCCUGGAGGCCUGCACCGCCACGAGGGACACCGUGUGCGCUGCACAGCCAGGACCCGCAGCCGGUCCCCUUGCUGUUGGAACCUGGGUCAUGUUUGCGGUGAUCCCUUUAAUCCUCAUCAUCGCCGUCGCCAUCCUCAUUGCCUAUUGGUGGAGGGGAGGAUGUGUCUCCACCGGAUGCCCUUUCAGAACGGAGAGCCUGGUGCCUGAGAGCUCAGGGCCCUUCGUGUCAUCGCCUGAGACCCGCGAUGCAGACGCUCCGGUCCCCGCGAUGGGGGCCCGCCUCCUGCCUGAAGGCCGCCUGGACGUGGCGUCCGAGUCCCUGAUCCUCCCCGGGCCCCCGGAGAGGCCGGCGGGGGUGGACAGCCCGUGGCCGGAGGUGGAGGCCGGUGAUGAGGCCGGGCCCCACGCUGGUCACCACGGCCUGACACUUCUUCACUUCCUUGCAGCCCUGGCCUAA